Messenger RNA from Cryptococcus wingfieldii CBS 7118, 1233 nucleotides. RefSeq names its product histidinol-phosphate transaminase. The record is from RefSeq and is a predicted model, not a curated record. Gene Ontology annotation, molecular function: L-histidinol-phosphate:2-oxoglutarate transaminase activity; pyridoxal phosphate binding. The coding region runs from base 1 to 1233 and encodes 410 amino acids. The transcript has 3 exons. NCBI's taxonomy places the organism in Eukaryota, Fungi, Basidiomycota, Tremellomycetes, Tremellales, Cryptococcaceae. Gene Ontology annotation, biological process: L-histidine biosynthetic process.
AUGCCCAUCCUCGGCCUCAAGGCUCCUGGCCCCUCCGCCCCCGCCCACUUUGACCUCGAACCCCUCAUCCGCCCCAACAUCCUCGCCCUCCAGCCCUACCGCUGCGCCAGAGACGACUAUUCUGCAGGUGUCCUCUUGGACGCCAACGAGAACGCCAUCGGCCCCUCCCUCCCCAGGCUUUCCUCCACCCUUGCCUCCGACGAUGCCUCCAAAGUCGCAGCCGAGACCCUGUCUCUCCUCUCGGAAGCAGAGAUUGCCAACCUGAACAGAUACCCCUCCCCGACUCAUGACGACCUCAAGCGUGAAAUUGCCAAGCUGCGUGGUGUCCCCGACGAGAACUGGGUAUUCCUCGGUGUCGGCAGUGAUGAAGUCAUCGACAUGCUGUACCGGGUGCUCUGUGUGCCCGGCAAGGACAGGGUCAUGACUUGUCCCCCGACCUACGGCAUGUACAAGGUGACGGCAAAUGUGAAUGAUGUCGGGGUCCUGGAGGUGCCUCUGAUCACUGAGGAUGGAUCCUUCCAGCUGGACGAGCCUGCUCUGGAUGCAGCAUUCGAGUCCAACCCCGAUGUCAAGAUGCUCUUUGUCUGCUCCCCCGGUAACCCGACCGGCACUCUCAUCCCCCUCCCCGCCAUUCAAAAGAUCCUCGAGAAUCCCAAAUUCAAGGGUGUCGUUGUCGUCGACGAGGCCUAUAUCGACUUUUCUCCCCAGGGAAGCAGUGCGGCGAGCUUGGUGAACGAGUAUGCCAAUGUCUGUGUCACGCAGACUUUGAGUAAGAGUUUCGGUCUUGCUGCCAUCCGACUCGGCUACCUCCUCGCGCCCCCUCCCCUCAUUCAGAUCCUCACCAACACCAAAGCCCCGUACAAUGUCUCUGUUCCUACCGCUUCCAUCGCCCUCAAAGCCGUGAGCACUGAGGGCGCCGCUGCCAUGAGCUGCGCCGUCGCGACGCUUAACGACAACAGGCAAUCACUCAUCGACGCACUUUCCUCCACCAAGGGCAUUGGGCGUAUCUUGGGCGGCAACCACGCCAACUUUGUGCUGGCCGAGAUUCUCGGCGAGAACGGCAAGCCCAGCAACCAGAAGGCGCUGGAAGUGUACAAGACAAUGGCGGAGAGUAAAGGCGUAGUUGUGAGAUUCAGAGGGACGGAGAAGGGGUGCGAAGGGUGCUUGAGAAUUACAGUCGGGACAGCGAAGGAGUGCGAGGAGGCUGUCCAGUCGAUAGCAUCGUUGCUGUGA